Messenger RNA from Cryphonectria parasitica EP155, 825 nucleotides. RefSeq names its product 6-phosphogluconolactonase. Gene Ontology annotation, molecular function: 6-phosphogluconolactonase activity. Gene Ontology annotation, biological process: pentose-phosphate shunt; carbohydrate metabolic process. The coding region runs from base 1 to 825 and encodes 274 amino acids. The record is from RefSeq and is a predicted model, not a curated record. The transcript has a single exon. Lineage: Eukaryota; Fungi; Ascomycota; Sordariomycetes; Diaporthales; Cryphonectriaceae.
AUGGCAUCCACCCCGCGCCAAACCCUGGCCACCCACGGCCAGGCUAGCCUGUUCCCCUUUCCAGACGUCGCCGCCCUGGCCCCUGCACUGCGCGCGUACGUGAUUCACUGCCAGAACGCCGGCAUACAGCGCCACGGGUCCUUCAAGGUGGCCGUGUCGGGCGGCUCGCUGCCCAAGACCCUCGCCGCCGCCCUGCUGGCGCCCGCCGCGUCCGCUGCCGACGACGUCAAGUGGGACAAGUGGGAAAUCUUCUUCGCCGACGAACGCGUCGUGCCCCUCGACCACGAGGACUCCAACUACGCCCUCCUCAAGGCCGAGCUGCUCGAUAAGAUGCCCGCCUCGGGCCCCCGCCCCACCGUCUACCCCAUCAACGCCGACAAGCUGAACGAGGAGACCCUCGAGGUUGCUGACGAUUACGAGCAAGUCCUGGUUAGCUCCUUUGCCUCGCGCGACUCCGUGCGCCUGCCUAUUUUUGACCUGCUCCUGCUCGGCUGCGGGCCCGAUGGCCACACCUGCUCCCUCUUCCCCGGCCACGAGCUCCUGCGCGAGUCUAGCGCCUGGGUCGCCCCUAUCGACGACAGCCCCAAGCCCCCACCCCGCCGUAUCACUCUGACCCUCCCAGUCGUCACCCACGCCGUCCGCAUCGCCUUCGUCGCCACCGGCGCCGGCAAGAAGGACAUCAUGAAGCAGAUCUUCGAGGACGGCGCCACCUCUGGUCUCCCUUGUGCCCUCGUCAACGAGCAGACCGGCGACCGCUGUAGCUGGUUCGUCGACGAGCCCGCCGUCCAGGGUGUUGGUUAUCCCAAGCGCGGCUUCAACCUGUAG